UUCAAAGAAGGGGUGAACAACGUUUCUGGAAGUUGUGCGAGAGAGUUGGCCACAGUGAAAUAACUGUAAGUAUAUAAGGAGUGAGAAACAGUACACGAGGAUCGCCAUUCAACAUCCAUUGGCAGCCUACGGUGUUUUUGAGUAUAAAUGGCUGGCAGAGGUUCAAACGGUCGUCAUGGGUUGCGGGGCCACGCAGGGAGAACCGCAGCUCUAUCUCGGCUUCUUCAUAAGGAAUGCAUUCAACUCCUGGAGGCAUACAGAAACAGUGAAUCACUGCCGUCUUCACCGGCUGCCGGAGAUUAUUUAGUAUCUAUUCCUCCAUUGGUUCCUCAGCUGUCAGAUGCAGAAAAAAUAUCUAUCCUGCACGCUGCACUCAAGGAGUGUCUGCGACUUCUGGAAGAUGUCAUUACCCGUGAGGACGCAGAUUUUUCCGAUGAAGACAGCGAGUAUAGGAGAAAACGGAAAACUGUGAGGGAUCGUCUGGUACACCUGUUGGCAAGCACAGAGCAGCUACUAGUGGAUGGCCAGAAAUUUGAAGCUGAAGUUAAAGAGGAGCUGGAUGGUCAGGUGGCCGGUGGGAGUUUCGGUCUGAAGAUGUGGAUUGUGCGAGUGCUGCAGGACCUCGUGCACUGGACUGGCCAAACAUCAGAUAUCCUCAACUCUCUGCCAGCAGAAAUGGAGAAAACACCAAAGACAAUGUCCCGGAGGACAAGAAAAGGAGGCGUUGGGAAAAUAAGGAAGUGAGACUAAAUAUGUGACUAAAUAUAAGAAAGAGAGUUAAAGGGUGGAGCGGAAGAGGAUUGAUAAGAAUGAGGUAAAGGAAUUUCAUUACAGCAUGGAGAAUGUAGAGAGUCAGAGGAUCUGGAUGCACUCACUGGAAAUUGAAUUCAGCCUUCCCACAUGUGGAAAGCAGGAGGGGUGGGUCUGAACAAGAUAUUAUUUUAUGAAAAGUUAUUUUAAUAUAUUUCUACUUUUGAAUAAGAUGUU
Molecule: messenger RNA, 987 nt
Organism: Pimephales promelas (fathead minnow)
Lineage: Eukaryota; Metazoa; Chordata; Actinopteri; Cypriniformes; Leuciscidae
Gene: cntf
Product: ciliary neurotrophic factor
Biological process (GO): ciliary neurotrophic factor-mediated signaling pathway; negative regulation of neuron apoptotic process
Molecular function (GO): ciliary neurotrophic factor receptor binding
Source: RefSeq, a predicted model, not a curated record